GUCAAAAGAGUUUUACGAAUAAUCAAGUUAACACCUUAAUAACAAUUACCUAAAACUCUGUCAUUUUAGUUGCAAGUUACAACUAUUGCAUAACGAUUAUUUUUUAUUGUGAUUAAACAUGGCAUCGACUUGGAAAAGUACAAGUGUCGACGAACGAAGCGAAACACCUGAAAAUUCUUCCCCGAAAUUUAAAAAGAGAAGUGGUACCAUAGACCUCGGCAAAGAGUACGAACAUCUCUACAUAGCGAAUUUAGUUUUAAAAUUAAUCAUUGACGACAAAGUGAAAAAUUUUCAUCUGUCGUCGAACGAUAGUGUAUAUGGUUCUUUCGGUGACGUUGUAGCUGAAAUUGAAUUCAAAGAUCACACCGAAAUUUUUGCUAUUCAACUGAAACACGUUAGUAAAUCAGGGGGAAUAACAAUUGAGCAGUUAAAUGCAUCAAGUGGAAAUUUCAGCUUAGAAAAGUAUUAUAAAGACUUCGAAAAAGAGCCGAAGUUGUCUGACUCGCGUAUCAAGAUGGUUUUGUUUACUAAUUCUAAGCUAAAUGAUGAACACCUAGAUAAGUUUAAAUUUGGCAAAUUGACGCCACAUGAACAAAACAGUUUGCUAAGUACACGUAUAUCCAAUUCGGGAGGACAGUGUUACAGAUUCGAAGAAAAUGAAGAUAAUUUUGAAAAAUAUGGAUAUUUUUUUAAAAAUUUGUAUCUUUAUACUGAUCAAGCUGAUGCCAAAGAACUAGAAACGUGUACACUUCAGACAUUCGAGACAUAUUUCAAAAGCAACGAAACCGUUUUCCGGGAGUAUCUACAUUUUAUAACCGAGUGGAGCAAGAAGGAAGGACACAAAUUCAAGUUAAAUAAAACAUGGAUGAAAAACAUGAUAAGCAAAAACAUUAUAAAUUAGUUAGUUAGUUUUUGUCCUCUAAUUAGGUUCAUUAUGUUAACCUGUUGGACAAAUAAAUAUUAUUAUUAUUAUUAUUAUAAGCCUUUGUGUGUUUUCAUUUUCUAUCAAGCCGUUGUCUUUUGUUGCCGAUGGAUCACUGGACGCUAAAAGAAAAAUGUUUAGACAAGCUGUUUCGAAAUUUGACUUAACCUUUCUGAAUAAAAACAAUUUCGAGAAAAUCGCCUCAGUUUGGUCAAAUGCUGUCGACGAUAUAUAUGAUAUGGAAGAAACGAAUAAAUUGAAUUACAAGUACCAACUUAUCAAAAACGGAAUAAAAACCAAAGAGAGUCUCUAUGAUCACGAGGCAAAAAAAGUAUCGAAGCUCAUGUGGUUGCUGGGAAAAACUCCGUUAGUCGUUGAAGGAUGCCCACAAGUCUAUGAAACAAUAAGAAUAUGUCAGGUUCAAAAUCUAAUUAUACUAGACGAUCGAGAAACGUUUAAUGAGUGUGUUAAAAAAAGUAAUACUAACCCCCGUCACGACAGUGCAGAUGGUCAACAAAAACCAUACUUCUUUGAAAAGUUGUCUGACUUAGAAAAACACCAACAGUUAUAUGAAGAAAUCCUAGCGAAUUUUACAUAUUCAUUGCAAGGACAAAAAGACGCUGAAUUGAAAUAUUUGCUAAAAAUCUGCGAAGAUAGCGGCGACUUCAUCACUACUGAUGAUUUAGUUGAAAUGAUGGAAGCUCCAUUGCUGAUUGGAAAAUGCAAAGAUGCUCUACCACCCAGUCAUGUUGAAAGAAAAUUGACGAAAAUUUUAAUAGAUGUAAAAUUUUUGAAACAAAUUACUGUAAAUACUAUUGUUUUAGUCGAUUGCGUAACAGAUGUUAAUUAUUUUAAACAAUUUUUACCAAAUUUAGUAAUCAGCGAAGUGCAUGACGUUGAGCUUAUUCAGAACACAAUUCGUAAACAAAGGAACUCUGCUUAUGGAAAUGAAGCUUCACAGGUGGGACUUUUUGCAACACGUGUUGACGCUUCCAAACAAUUUUUACCAGACUUACCAGUCGGCGAAGCGGUUAAUGUGAAACUCAUUCAGAACAUAAUUCAUGAUCAGAAGAUAUAUAUUUGUGAAAAGGAGAUUUCACAAGAGGAAUUUUCUGCAUUGUGUAAAAAAAAUUUAGAAAUUCAGUUUCAUCACUUCAGAUAUUUAGACAAUCAUCGUUUGGAAUGGAUGGAAAGUGAAAAUUUUGCCUCGGAACGAAAAUAUAUCAACGAACUUGAGAGGUUUCGUCUACAAAGUGACUUUAUGGAGUACAGUAUACGCGAGCGCCAGUACUUUAGUCAUUCUCGACAAAAUAUCAACAUUAUUUGCGCCGAUGCUGGAAUGGGAAAAAGCACAUUAACGAAGAGUUUAAAAAAUACUAGUAUGUCGACAAAGUGGUGUUGAGACGGAAACCGGGUACCUACCCCCACCUUCGAACGACAGGGACGGGCCUCUUGCAAGGGACAGGGUCCGAAAAAAUUUCAUAGCAUUUUAAGACAUUGUAACACGAGGUUCAAUAAAGAGUGUUAGUGGCAUCUACGGCCUUUUUCUUUUCUGCUGAGCCUCAUAGCUCGUGGCAGAUGGUCCUUCGAAUAUUAUACAAAACAUUGGUCCUUCGAGCCGGAUCGUAAUCAUCGAAUCAGAGGGAAGUUUAUGGGAGAUACCUCAUCAGGCUGCAGUGGCGUGUCCCCAGUCAAGGUGCGGUCGGGUGCAAUUGGUAAGUCUUUGUGCAUGUUGAUUCAGUUGGUGCAUUUCCUCUUAAGUCAACUAACCGUAUUGGUAUCACCAUAUAAACAGUUAUAUUUGUUAGUCAUUUUCAAUUCAACUUAAAAAAAAAACAUGACCGAAGAAGAACUUAAAGUAUUAAUAGCCCGUAGAGGUUUAAUAAAGGGUAAAGUAACGCGAAUCAAAUCGUAUGUAGAAAAAUUCACCGCAAGCGAUAAUACUCGUACGUAUCAGAUUAGGUCUAGAUUAUUAAAUUUGCGCGAGGCCUUUAGAGAAUUUGACAAUAUUCAAAAUCAAAUAGAAUUAAUUGAGUCUAGCGAAAGACAGAACAAAGAGCGAGAUGAGUUUGAAACCACCUAUUAUGAUUUAGAGGCACACAUGCAGCUUUUGAUCGACGAUGGAUCAACGAUCCCACCGUCAACCAGUAGUUCAGGUAGUAGGGAUACGACUAAUCAAUCGCGAGUAAUUAACCCGGUAAGGUUGCCCACAUUGGAAUUGCCGUCAUUUACAGGGAAUUAUUUGCAGUGGACCCCAUUUUCAGACACCUUUAAAUCGUUGAUUCACGAAAGUCAGUUGUACAGUGAUAUCGAAAAGUUUCAUUAUUUAAAAUGUUUAAAAGGCGAUGCUCAUAAAACUGUUGAAAUGCUUAGCGUAUCAGCUUCAAACUAUAAGGUCGCGUGGGAAUUGUUAGAAAAACGGUUCAAUAAUCAGCGGUUAAUUAUUCAAGAGCACGUGGUAGCUAUUUUGAAUACUCCACAAAUAAUUAAAAACUCAGCCUCUUCAUUGCGCAAAUUGUUAGACACCGUUAAAGUAAACAUGGAAGCACUAAAGGUGCUUCAGCAAGAUACCGAAAAGUGUGAUAUAUUUGUUGUUCCCAUUGUAGUGUCAAAAUUUGAUUUUCUUACAAAAAGGGAGUGGGAAUCAGGUUUAUCAAAUCAGGUACCGUCAUUGAAGGAACUGCUAGAGUUUUUAGAAAAACGAACCUUACUGUUAGAAUCGUUAAAUUCACAUGACAUGGGAAAUCAUAAAGUUCAAAAUACCUCGAAUUUUCAUAAGCAUUUCGCGAAAUCAAAUAACAACGUUACUAAAACUACUGCAUGCAACACAGGUCUAAGCAAUGAUAAUAAGGAUACGUUAAAAUGUUUUUUGUGUCAGCAAUCUCAUACGUUAUACCAUUGUCACAAAUUUCUUGCAUUGCCCAUAAUGGAAAGAUUAAAUAAGGUCAGAUUAUUAAAGCUUUGUCAGAACUGUUUUAGAAGAAACCACACAGUCGAUAAAUGCAAGGCGAGUUUAUGCAAAUUUUGCAAUGAGAGGCAUAAUUCUUUAUUACAUAUUGAUUAUCCCGCUACAACUAGCGAUAAUAACUCCAACAGUCAUUCAGGUUGUUUCACAUUCAAUGAGUAAGGAAUCCAGUACUCAGGCCUUAUUGUCAACAGCGAUUGUACUAGUUUUAAGUGUAAAAAACACUUGGGUAAAAUUGCGAGCUCUACUUGAUGUGGGAUCGCAACACAAUUUUAUAUCUGAAAAGGCGGUAAAACUUUUAGGGCUUGAAACUAAGAAAACUGAUUGGGUCAUCAAUGGCAUUGGCGAUUGUCAAGGUAGAAGUCGUGAUGCAUGCGAAAUUAUCAUUAAAUCUGUUUAUGGUGAUUCGCCAAACUAUGAAGUACAAUGUUUAGUUUUGCGUAAAAUUACUAAUAAUUUGCCAUUAAUCUCUUUGGAGAAACGCCAUUUAGAAAUUCCGUCUAAUUUAAACCUGGCCGAUGUAGAAUUUUUCAAAACGGGUGAAAUAGAUCUUUUAUUAGGAGUAGGCAUUUUUUGGAAAAUAAUGAAAAUGGGCCAAAUAAAAACAACAAAUGGUUCCCUACACUUCCAAGAAUCUUCGCUUGGCUGGUUGGCAGGCGGCGAUGUUCAAUGUCAUAAUCCUUUACCCUUCUCGGUAUGCCAUUUGUCUCUUAAUUCAAUAGACCGACAGAUUAAAAGGUUUUGGGAAAUUGAGGAAUGGCGUGCCAACGCAAAUAUUCCUUUCUCCGAAGAAGAGCGGAAAUGUGAACAACACUUUAUGAGUACCUAUAAACAAAAUGUAGACGGGCGGUUUAUCCUAAAAUUACCUUUCAAGGCGUCUUCCGAAAGAUUAGGAACAUCUGCAGAGGUAGCCAUAAAACGAUUUGCGGCACUUGAAAGAAAGUUUAUUAACGACCCUCCCUUAAAAGAGCGUUACAAGUCAUUUAUGGAAGAGUAUGAACAGUUAAAACACAUGGAACCAAUACCAUUAGCAUCAAUAACUGAUUCAAAUUGUUUUUAUUUGCCUCAUCACGCAGUGGUGCGCGAAACUCGGGAAUCUGUCAAAAUCCGAGUCGUAUUCGAUGCCAGUUGUAAAUCAUCGAGUAAUAUCAGUCUAAAUGAUAUACUAGCGGUUGGCCCAAAAAUACAGGAUGACCUAAUUUCCAUAUUGCUAAGAUUUAGAUUCCACAGGUACGUAAUUUCGAGCGACAUUAACAAAAUGUAUAGACAAAUAUUAAUAGCUCCGGAAGAUAGACAAUUUCAAAGAAUAGUAUGGCGUGAGGACGCACAUAAGCCGUUACGCGUCUUUCAGUUAAAUACAUUGACUAAUGGCACCGCUUCGGCGCCAUUUCUUGCGGUACGCUGUUUGCAACAGUUAGCCGAUGAAAAUCGUGAAAUAUACCCUAAGGUUUAUCCAGUAAUAGUACACGAUUUUUACAUGGACGAUGUACUCACAGGAGCCGACACAAUAGAAGAAGUUGUGAAAAUUCGAGACCAAUUAAUAGAGGUAUUAACAAGCGGGGGUUUUGAACUAAGGAAAUGGGCGUCGAACAACUCAAAUAUUUUACCUGAUGAUAUUUCCCUGAAUACUUCGGAUACAAACGGUCAAAACAAUGAUUUUAUCAGUUUUGAUAAAGAGGGGGAGUCAAAAACUUUGGGUCUUUAUUGGAAUUGUAAACAGGAUUCGUUAAGGUAUAACAUCAAUUGUGAUUAUAGGUCGCAUGAAAACUUCACAAAACGAAAAAUAUUAUCAAUUGUCUCCAAAAUAUUCGAUCCUUUAAACCUGGUUGGCCCAGUUUCUGUAAAGGCCAAGUUAAUUAUUCAAAAAUUAUGGGAGUUAAAAUUAGGGUGGGAUGAAACAAUUCCCUCUGAAACUAUGACUAUUUGGCUACAAUUAUUAAAAGAAUUACCUAUUUUGAAUAGUUGCUUAACUCAGCGUAGUGUAAUCGACAAAUACCCGUAUUGUCUUAUCGAAAUUCAUGGUUUUUGCGACGCUUCGCAACGUGCCUAUGGAGCCUCUCACUAUGUACGUACCAUCGCCGCGGACGGUACGAUUUCGUGUAACUUGUUAUGCAGCAAAUCAAGGGUUGCACCAUUACGCACAAUAACCAUCCCGCGGCUCGAAUUAUGUGCAGCAUUAUUACUAUCGAGGCUGACGAAUACCGUGAUUAAAAAUUUAAGACUGUCAAUCAAUUCUGUUUUUUACUGGACAGAUUCUACUAUAGUACUGGCAUGGUUAGCAACCUCGCCAUCGACGCUGAAUACCUUUGUCGCUAAUCGAGUAAGCGAAAUCCAAAAUUUAUCCACUGUGGAUACAUGGCAACAUGUAAACACAAAGGAUAACCCAGCCGACAUAAUAUCGCGAGGAGCUUAUCCCAGUGAGCUUCUCAAGUGUGAUUUAUGGUUUCACGGACCGUAUUGGUUAAGGGAAUCGUCAGAAAAUUGGCCAAAACCGCACCUACAGCCUACCGAAGUACCUGGAUUAAAGGGCGUUGCACUCAUAUCCGGAAACAAUUUUGAAGUUCCAAUUUUAACACGAUAUUCCUCCAUCUCAAAAUUAAAAAGAGUAAUGGCCAUAUGUUUAAGAUUUACUCAUAAUUGUAGAAAUAAGCAUGACAGACGAACAGGUUCGUUGUCGCUAUUAGAAUUGACGCAAGCAUUUCAAGUCAUUUUGCAUCUUGUACAAGGUAUAGAGUUCCCACAAGAACUAAUUAAUCUAGGUACUAAAGGACAAGUGCGUUCUAAUAGCAAAUUAAAAACAUUAAAUCCAUUUCUGGAUAAAUCGGGAUUAAUCAGGGUAGGUGGCAGGCUGCGUAAUUCGAACAUUCAAUUUGAUCAAAAAUUUCCGAUUAUGCUUCCAAAACAUCAUAUAACGCGGUUAAUUAUAAAGGAAGAACACGUGAUACAACUACAUUCGGGACCAACAGCCACCUUAUCGGCAGUAAGACAAAGAUUUUGGCCACUCGCAGGUAAAGACCUGGUCCGUCAGGUAAUACACAAUUGUACCAUUUGCGCUAGAUUCAAGGCGGAACAGGUAACUCCAAUAAUGGGUGACCUACCAUCGGUGCGUAUUACUCCAGCCAGGCCGUUUUUAAAUAGCGGCCUAGAUUAUGCGGGACCUCUUAUCAUAAAAGAUGGUAAAACACGCAACAAAAAAACUCUUAAAGCUUACAUCGCGCUCUUUGUUUGUAUGUCGACUAAGGCUGUUCAUUUAGAAUUAGUUUCAGAGUUAACCACAGCAAAUUUUCUGGCGGCAUUAAAGCGAUUUGUGUCUCGUAGGGGCGUAGCAUCUAAUAUUUAUUCAGAUAAUGCUACUAAUUUUGUCGGGGCUCACAACGAACUCCAAAUCAUGUUCAAGCAGCGUAGAGUUAGUAACGACAUAGAAACAUUUUUAGAAAACAAAAAUAUUAAAUGGCACUUUAUCCCUGCCCGGGCGCCUCACUUUGGAGGCAUUUGGGAAGCAGGAAUUAAAUCUGCUAAAUAUCAUUUAAAGCGAAUAGUUGGUUCCUCGGUUUUGACUUUUGAGGAAGUGUCUACUGUCUUGGCAUGUAUAGAGGCGUGCCUGAAUCCGCGCCCCUUGUGCCCGCUUCGGCGGAUCCUAACGACUUGGACGUACUCACACCGGGCCAUUUUUUGAUCGGGUCACCCCUAACCUCGAUUCCGGAGCCAGACCUCAUUGACGUCAAGACCAAUCGGCUCACUCGCUGGCAACUCGUGGAGCAGAUGCGGCAACAGUUUUGGAGGCGCUGGUCGAAGGAAUAUUUAAGUACCUUGCAGAAUCGGACCAAAUGGAGCCAACAAGGAUCUGCCAGGUUGAUGCCGGGAAGUCUGGUCCUGCUAAUGGACACCACAGCCCCACUCACGUGGAAGCGGGGCCGCGUCACCGAGCUACAUCCAGGGAAGGACGGCGUCACCAGGGUGGUCUCCGUCAGGGUGGACCACAAGAUCGUCAAACGUGCGGUACGAACAUUGUGUGUGUUACCAUGUGCUCGGGAGUGAUUUAUGGCCAUUUUGCGUUAGCAGUGAAAGUGAUCAACAAUUCUGCACGAACAAUUAUUGUAUUCACUGUUACAUUUUUUAUUGUUUACUGGAUUGUGUAUUCCAGUUGGAACUUAUUGUAUUUGUUACAUUAAUCGACAUUUAUUGUAAUAUUUUAAAACUUUACACUUUUGAAACCUACGCUUCAAGGGGGCCGGGAUGUUGAGACGGAAACCGGGUACCUACCCCCACCUUCGAACGACAGGGACGGGCCUCUUGCAAGGGACAGGGUCCGAAAAAAUUUCAUAGCAUUUUAAGACAUUGUAACACGAGGUUCAAUAAAGAGUGUUAGUGGCA
This is a messenger RNA of Zophobas morio, 8261 nucleotides long. RefSeq lists its product as uncharacterized. Bases 3952 to 7563 code for a protein of 1203 amino acids. Gene Ontology annotation, biological process: DNA integration. Gene Ontology annotation, molecular function: nucleic acid binding. Lineage: Eukaryota; Metazoa; Arthropoda; Insecta; Coleoptera; Tenebrionidae. The transcript has 3 exons. The record is from RefSeq and is a predicted model, not a curated record.